Linum trigynum is the source of this 1602-nucleotide messenger RNA. The record is from the annotation of a GenBank genome assembly. NCBI's taxonomy places the organism in Eukaryota, Viridiplantae, Streptophyta, Magnoliopsida, Malpighiales, Linaceae.
CAGAACAUUUAUUAUGUUUACUUUCAUUAAUACUUGUCAAUAAUUAAUGAAAAAUUGACAAAUUAAAAGGGGGGUGUCAAAAAACCAACCCCUUAAGGGGUUAGCAUGCUAACCCGUCCCCACAAAACACAAACCACACUACAAAUAUACCUGAAAAUGUAUCAAAACCACGCCAUACUACAAAAGUCAUAAAUCACACCACGAAUAUCAGAAAACUUGUAAAGCAUUCCACAAAUUUUUUACACUCGGUUCCCGAAUGAGGAGAGGAAAAGGGGGAAGGAGAGGGAAAAUUUGUAGGGAAGAAAAACGUAAAGGAAAGGAAAUUGGAGAGCAAAUGUUGUUUUAUGAGGGAAAACGAAAGGGAAAGUGGGAGAGAAAAAUAUAUUGAUAAGUGUGAUAGAUAUAGUAUUUUAUUGAUCGUGUAAGAAUAAGUUUGUCAAAAAAUGUAAACAGGAAGCAAAGGAGCGAUGCGCUUCCCAUGAAGCCGAGGAGCGACGCGCUUCCCAUGAAGCCGAGGAGCGAUGCGCUUCCCAUGAAGCCGAGGAGCAAUGCGCUUCCCAGGAAGCCGAAGGCGCGAGGCGCUUCCCAGGAAGCCGAGCGGCGACGCGCUUCCCAGGAAGCCGAGCGGCGACGCGCUUCCCAGGAAGCCGAGGAGCAAUGCGCUUCCCAGAAAGCCAAGGGAGCAACGCGCUUCCCAGGAAGCGAAGGAGCAAUGCGCUUCCCAGGAAGCCGAAGGCGCGAGGCGCUUCACAGGAAGCGAAUGAGCAAUGCGCUUCCCAGGAAGCCGACGGGGCAAUGCGCUUCCCAGGAAGCGAAUGAACAAUGCGCUUCCCAGGAAUCUGAGGAGCGACGCGCUUCCCAGGAAGCCGAGGAGCAAUGCGCUUCCUAGGAAGCCGAGGAGCGAUGCACUUCCAAAGAAGCGGAGGAGCGAUGCACUACUCAAGAAGCCGAGAAGUGAUGUGCUUCUCAGGAAGCCGAGGGAGCAAUGCGCUUCUAAGGAAGCGGAAGAGUGAUGCGCUUCUUAGGAUGCCGAGGGCGCGAGGCGCUUCCCAGGAAGCCGAGGAGCGAUGCGCUUCUCAGGAAGUCGAGGGUGCUAUGCACUUCUCAGGAAGUAAAGGAGCGACGCGCUUCCGAGGAAGCCGAAGGCGCGAGGCACUUCCCAGGAAGCCAAAGGAGAAGCGCACCCCAGGAAGCCGAAGAAGCACUAAGCUUUCCAGAAAGCUGAAAGACUAAUGCGCUUCUCAAAAGACGAAGUACUAAGCUUCAUAGAAGAGAAUAUGUGAUCUUGCCUCACACAACUAAGACAUUAACAAGACACAUGACUUCCUGACAACAUGGACGCGACAUUGGGGAGACUAGAGACGAGCGUCUUGAGUUAAAACUCUCAAGCCGUGAGGGCCACCCUACAUAGGUCGCAAUUAUGGUCCACUAGCGCUAACAACAAUAGACUAGCGAAGGAACUCUUAACGACUUGAGAGCUUUGGUUCAAGACAUCGAAAGUCAAGCAAGGGGCAAAGGAAAUGAUUACGCAACUCGCACAAGGGGCAAACCGCAUCAUCCGGAUUCGUAAGUAAGGCAAAUUAAUACACGAUUAACGCAUUA